Maudiozyma saulgeensis is the source of this 1890-nucleotide messenger RNA. The record is from the annotation of a GenBank genome assembly. Lineage: Eukaryota; Fungi; Ascomycota; Saccharomycetes; Saccharomycetales; Saccharomycetaceae.
AUGUCCUCUCAGUUCUUCUUAAAGACUAAUAAGGAUAUUGAAUUAUUUCAAGGUUACUCAGAUUUCAAUGAAUGUAACCAUACUUCAAAAGAAUCUCAAGUAAUUAGUUCAGUUGUUUCUCCAUGUGGUAGAUUCCUUGCUUUGUCAACAAAGGAAGCAGUCCAAGUAUUUUGUGGUAAAAAUUUUGAAAUUUUAUUAUUAGAGGCAAAAAUCACUGAUGUUUAUGAUAUUAAAUUUUCCCCUUCUGGUAAUUUCUUAAAUACUUGGGAAAGACCAUUAGCAACAGAUCCUGAACAUAAAAAUGUUAAAAUUUGGUUUUUAAAUAAAGAAAUUCCUGAUGCUUCUAAUGUUAAACCUGUUUAUGAUUAUAAAUUUAAAUCACAAAGUAAUUGGUCUUUGCAAUAUUCAAAAUUAGAUAAUUUUGCAAUGAAAUUAUUUACUAAAGAUUUAAGAAUUGUUAAAUUAUCAACAAAUGAACCAAAUUUUGAUUUUAACAAACCUUUUGCAACUUUGAAUUUAGAUCAAGAUCCAACUGAUCAAAAUAGAAAAUUUACAACUUAUUUAGUUUCACCAUCUGAACAUCCAACAAUUUGUACUUUCAUGCCAGAAAAAUCUGGUAAACCAGCACAAUUAACAAUUUGGCCAAUUCUUGAAGGUAAAAUAAUUAAAAAAAUUGCAACAAAAUCUUUCUUUAAAGCCGAUUCAUGUCAAUUAAAAUGGAAUUCUCAAGGUAAUGCAAUUCUUUGUCUUGCCAUUACAGAUUUUGAUUCACAAAAUAAAUCUUAUUAUGGUGAAAAUACUUUAUAUUUAUUAUCAUUCCAAGGUGUUAAUGGUACUUUAGGUGGUAAUUCUGUUCGUGUUCCAUUAGCAAAUGGUCCAGUCCAUGAUUUUACUUGGUCUCCAACUUCAAGACAAUUUGGUGUCAUUGCAGGUUAUAUGCCUGCUACUGUUGCAUUCUUUGAUAUGAGAGGUAAUAUUGUUCAUUCUUUAGAUAAUCAAUCAAAGAAUACAAUGUUAUUUUCACCAUCUGGGAAUUAUAUUUUAAUUGGUGGUUUUGGUAAUUUACAAGGUGCUGUAGAAAUUUUAGAUCGUCAUAAUAAAUUUAAGUCUAUUGCUAAAUUUAAUGCAACGAAUACAUCUGUAUGUAUGUGGUCUCCAGGUGGUGAAUUCAUUAUGACUGCUACUACAUCACCAAGAUUAAGAGUUGAUAAUGCUGUUAAAGUAUGGCAUGUAUCUGGUAAUUUAGUCUUUGUUAAAGAAUUUAAAGAAUUAUUAAAAGUUGAUUGGAGAUCUCCAAUUAAAGUCAAGACUUAUGCAAAUUCUCAUGUUGCUAAAGAAAUGACUAUCGAUCAAGACACAGAAACUGCCUCCUUGGAUCCAAAAUUAAAUAAAUCUCAAUUGACAGUUCAUAAGAGUGUUGCUGAAUUUGCUGCAGCUCACCCUCAACAAGCCGCAAACCACUCAAGUUCUAAUGGUGGUAAAGGGUCUACUUCUAAACCUGCAGGUGCUUAUAAACCACCACAUGCAAGAAGAGCUGGUGGUUCAAACUCCUCCAGUGUCCCAGGGAUGACCAGAACUGUACCAGGUAUGGCUAAUAAACAAACCGUUGGUGCUACUACAAAGACCACUAGUAGAAGAAGAAAGGCUAAGAGCCCAGAGAAUGAUGUCGGAUCCCCAAACAAUAGUGUUCCCUCCUCAUCUAGCUCCGAAGCAUCUCCAGAAGAGAAGAAAAUGAGAUCUUUAUUAAAGAAAUUAAGAUCAAUUGAAACCUUGAAACAGAGACAAACUAAUGGUGAUAAACUUGAAGACACUCAAGUACUCAAGAUUAGUACCGAGGCUAAAGUUCUAGCUGACUUGAAAGCUCUAGGGUGGAACGAAUCUGAUGCUUAG